UCGAACCAAAAACUCAUUCCUAUAUUUAAAACGAGGAUACUUCACUGGCACCAGAUGCGCUCUGGAUUUCAUGGGGAAAGAAACCUUCUCUUGAAUACAUUCUCUAUUUCAGCCGACGUCUGCACCAAUUAAACUUGUAAUUUCGACACAUUUCUAUCAAUUCUGGAUUUGUAUACUUCACAUACUAACGGAUAACAGAUCGAUUGCUACAUUGACCUCUAAUCAUUUGGAGCAGGUGUUAUCUUUAAACGACACGGAGUUUGACUGUCACUGGUGAUCACACAAGUAUAGGAGAGAGGAUAUAACGUCCAGCUGCAAUUGUGCGACCUACUAAACACACUCCAUACACUCACAUUCAAAACGCGGAUAACUCCUUGUGACAGGCUGAAACGGUUCGCCAUGGUGUCCUAUAUCAUACGCAGUGGAAGGGUGGAUGAUUGCGAAGAUGUUGUCCGGCUCAUGCAGAAGCUGUCCGCCCAUGAGGGGUUUGCGGAUCAGUCCAAGAUUUCUGCAGAAGAUCUCCGCCGAGACGGGUUCGGCCCCGAUCCAGUCUUCCAGUGUGCCGUGCUGGAGAAGCUGUUCGGUGAUGGGACAUCUGAACUAGUGGGAUACGCCCUAUACUUCUACGGGUUCUGCUCAUGGAACGGCAAGAUGCUCUACUUCGAAGACCUCUUCGUUGAGAGGGAGUACCGAGGUAUGGGACUAGGCGUUGCUCUCAUGCACAAGGUUAUUAAAAUGGCGGUAGACCGAGGCUGCAAAUGCAUCCAGGCUUGCGUUGUCGAAUGGAACACAGAAGUCAGACAACUCUACAGACAUCUUGGCAUUGAAGAUCUGACUGAGACGAAGAAAUACCAUAUUCUCUCGUUCACCGGCGAAAAACUGGACAAAUUUGUGAAGAAAGAGUCCUUCAUCAGUAAAGACAUGAUUCUCAAAGCAGAUUUGUGAUUUUUUUUUUUAGAACUGUUUCCCAAUCUGGAAUUCAGAGCUGUCGGGUUAGGUCGGGACGCUUAACAGACUAAAGAGGAAUAGUUCCUAAAGAUUUUGUCGAAGACCAUACCCGAAAACGGAGCAGAUCUGUGAUGAA
Molecule: messenger RNA, 1084 nt
Organism: Strongylocentrotus purpuratus (purple sea urchin)
Lineage: Eukaryota; Metazoa; Echinodermata; Echinoidea; Camarodonta; Strongylocentrotidae
Product: diamine acetyltransferase 2-like
Exons: 5
Coding region: 400-945 (181 amino acids)
Molecular function (GO): N-acetyltransferase activity
Source: RefSeq, a predicted model, not a curated record